This is a messenger RNA of Onychostoma macrolepis, 4105 nucleotides long. It is a transcript of the gene pard6b, whose product is annotated as par-6 partitioning defective 6 homolog beta (C. elegans). Gene Ontology annotation, cellular component: nucleus; cell cortex; apical plasma membrane. Gene Ontology annotation, molecular function: protein kinase C binding. The coding region runs from base 209 to 1354 and encodes 381 amino acids. Gene Ontology annotation, biological process: establishment or maintenance of cell polarity; regulation of cellular localization; centrosome cycle. The transcript is spliced from 3 exons. The record is from RefSeq and is a predicted model, not a curated record. Lineage: Eukaryota; Metazoa; Chordata; Actinopteri; Cypriniformes; Cyprinidae.
GUUUCGGAGCACGUUCAGUUGACAGGCGUCGCCGUUGCUACUCGAUUCCGAUAACAACACAAGCGAAGGCACGGAGCUGUCGCGAGAUACGCGCCUCUAACUGGAUUAAGCCGAGAAAAGCCGUUUUGGACGGACCGAGCUGAAGGCGGAUGAGCGCAGCCCGCGGGAGGGCAAGUGUGUUUCUGCGGCGGGGUCCAGUCAGCGAAAGAUGAACAAAAACCACCGAGUGCCGAGCAACCGAACUCUGAACGCCGUGGAGGUGAAGAGCAAGUUUGGAGCAGAAUUCAGGCGUUUCUCUUUGGACCGAUCCAAGCCGGGACGCUUCGAUGAGUUCUAUGGCUUGCUGCAGCAUGUGCACCGGAUCCCCAACGUCGAUCUGCUUGUGGGUUACGCCGAUGUCCACGGGGACCUACUGCCAAUCAACAACGAUGACAACUACCAUAAAGCAAUCUCCGUGGCAGCGCCCCUGCUCCGUCUCUUCUUGCAGCGGAAAGAGGAGGCAGAUUAUUCUGCAUUCAGCACGGAUACUGUGACCCGUAAGAAGACCCCGGCGGCGCUUGCAGCGGUCCUCCUUCGACCGGACGCCAACAAGAAGAAGCCUCCUAUCAUCAUCAGCCUGCCCAAAGAUUUCCGGCCAGUGUCCUCCAUCAUCGACGUGGACAUCCUCCCAGAGACGCACCGCCGAGUCCGCCUCUACAAACAUGGUCAGGAGAAACCACUGGGCUUCUACAUCCGUGAUGGUUCCAGCGUGCGCGUUACACCCCAAGGCCUGGAAAAGGUCCCGGGCAUCUUCAUCUCCCGCAUGGUCCCCGGAGGCCUGGCGGAGAGCACAGGACUGCUGGCUGUCAACGACGAGGUGCUCGAAGUCAAUGGCAUCGAGGUGAGCGGAAAGUCUUUGGACCAAGUAACGGACAUGAUGAUCGCUAACAGCCACAACCUCAUUAUAACCGUCAAACCAGCCAAUCAGCGCAAUAACGUGGUACGCAGCAGCGGAGGCGGCAGCUCAGGACGAUCUUCUGACAGCAGCACCAGUUUUUAUGGUUACUCAACACCGGGUUCAAUGGCGAUGACCCCGUCCCAUAUUAUCCAGAACUAUGAACCGGACGAGGAGAGCGAGGAGGAGGAGGAUCUGGUGAUCGAGGCGAACGGAGGGGCUAAACUUAUUCCGCAGGCAGGGGCGAGGGCGACAGCCAGCACCAGCAUGCCCGCCCUGCCCAGAUACGAGCCCCACCUCGACCUUCGCCCCUCAAAUGGUACCAUGGCAAGCAGCGUGAGCGUGGGGUCUCUGAAUGCCCGUGACAGGGUUUUAGAAGGGCGAAAUCUAGAGGAGGAGGGCACAGUCAUUACACUGUAAAGACACACACAGCGUAUAAUCACACACACACACGCGCCAAUACAUACUCUUGUGUGCCAUAGGACUGAAAAUGCAUGUCCAGGACCAAAAGAGAAGGCCAGUCACCACAGCACCUUACAGCACUUCUCUAUAACAACAGGACCAGGUAGUUCUCAUCAUCAAACCUGUGGAGAGCAGCACAGCACCAAAAAUAGCUGCUUCUUGAGUAAUAAUGAACUUCCUGAGUCAGUACGAUUGAAUGAAUGCAGACGGCACCGUAUGAGUCAUGACAAUCUUUUUUUACUUUGACAACCACUCCCUUCAGAGCCUCGAGGCUCUAGCGUUAUCAGAGAACAAAGUACAAUGGGUUUUACCCAUCCUCUGCGUUACCAUGGUAACUGAGUCUGAGCUACAGAACUUCAGAAGAAACUGAAAUCUGCUCUUCAUCCAUUCCCGUCUGCAACACUAACACUCUCAGCUUACCGAUUCUUUGUGGUAUUCAAGGGAAUUGUGAACCUUUGUGGGGCUUGAGUGAAUAUUUGGGACAUAUUUUCAUGUGAGUGGACAGUUGUAGACUGCUGCCUCGGUUAAGAUACAGAUGUCUUUUAUUAUCAUCUCAGAAGUUUUUAAUCAUAGCCAAAAAGUCAGAUGAUUAAUGUCAUAUUUUUCAUACUGAUAUGUUUUAUUGGUAUCACUUAUAUUUCUUUAUGACAAGGGCUAUCAUCCUGCUCUUUGCUACCUGUGGUUUAUUUUACCCAUUGAUCUUUACUUGAUAACCCUGUGUGGGGUUUUUUAAUACAUAAUUAUCAAUAAUGUUUCAAGGGAGCGCUCUGAUGUGGGCACUCGGUUGUUUCAUUUAUGAAGAGUGUCUCUACCGUGACACUUUUCACUAAGGUUCAGCUCGUUAACAUUAGAUAGAUCAGCCAAAAAUGAAAAUUCUGUCAACAUUUACUCAGAUCUCAUGUCAUUUUAUAACAUUUCUUUCUUCUGUGGAGCAUAAAAGCAGAUAUUUCCAUACAUGGAGAGUUCCGGUUGGGAACAACAUGGUGGUGAGUAAAUGAUGACAGAAUUUACUUCUUUUUUUGGGGGGGGGGUGAACUAUACAGUACAUUUAAUGUAUUAGGUAUCAUAACUAACUAUUAAUGAUAAUUUUAACAUUUAAAGUUGUUUAAACAAACAUUAGAUAACAUAUCAUGAGUCAUGAACAAUAUUAUAUGUAUGAAUCAGCAUUAACCAGGAUUAAUAAAAGCUGUAAAAAUGGUUCAUUUUUGGGUUCAUGACACAUAACGCAUUAUUUAAUGUUAACAAAUUGAACCUUAUUUUAAAGUGUUACCUCUAACAAUAAGUGUUGCAGUCGAAUUAUGGAGAAAACAACCAUUCAUUUGUAGUGAAUUACUAUGAAUAUAUAUCAACAUAUUCAGUAUCUUUUCCUCUUUGUAUGUAAAAGGUUUUUAAUAUUUUUUUUCUUUUUUGUGCAUGACAGCAGAGUACCAGCCAAACCCUUCAGAAAGUAUGUAACAGUUGGGUUUGUUUCAACAUUUCUAUGGGACAGACAUUAUUUCCUCACAUGGAUCAAUUAUUUUUUUUUUUUUUAAUUCAGCUGGUUGAAAUCUGUUGUGAAGUCUUGUCAAAAAUGCACAAUUAAUCAUAUUGUCAUCUAACUUCCAUACCCUCACAAACCCUUCACUCUCUGUGUACGAUAAAGUGAGGUCUUCCUACUUGAGUGAUAAUUAUGAUUUCUAAAAACGACCUCUUAUACGAAUGACUGGAAAAAUGAACAAAUAUUAUGCUCUUAUUUUGAAAGCAUUCCUUUUAAGUUCAAAUGACUGUAGGUACAUUUCUCCCCUUUUCGUCCUUAUACAUACAUAUCAUAAUGAUAUGCAUGAUGUCACAGCUGUAAGCUUUAAUAUUAACUUCUGAGAUCUCAAAGUGUGUGUCACUGGAUACACGGGAAGAGACUGACAGGAGACAGAUGUGCCUACGCUCUUACAGUUAGGACCUGCUGUUGGAGAAUUAGCCGAAGUAGCCUUUCAUUAGCUCCCCUUUUUCUCGUUUUAUAAUCGCUGAUGAGAAUCGCUUUUCAUAGCACUUACAUUACCAAACCUGCUUGGAGUAGCACACGCACUGUAGCUGUGAUCAUACACACCACUUCAUCCUGAUCAUUCAUUUUUUAUGGUACAAACGACAUAUUGAAUGGAGUCUUUAGCUGUGUUAAUUUAUUUUUAUAUUAACCACUACAUACAAUUUGGGAUUGUAACCACAGAAGUCUUAUUUAUUUUAAAACAGACUAUGUAUUUUUACUAUUUUGCUUUGUUUUAGCUGACAUAAAAACCUCAUCAUUUUGAUUUUUUUUUCAUCUCUACAAAAUGGUGUUCUAAUUUUUCCACUAGCGUCUUUGGUGGAACUUAACGCUCCGACCUUUAGGGGGUUAAUAGAAAUAUGAAGAAUAGCUUGCUAUUUUCCAAACUGUGAAUAUCUUUGCAUUUCUAAAGGAGACCAUAUAUCUAUGAGAACCUGCUUUGAGAGACAUAGAAAUGGGCUUUUAAGCAUUAUCGUUCAUGUGUCAAUUUCUCUUUUUGAUAAUGAGCUUGCCAGAUAAAUCUUAAGGUAUAGAUUUGUACUGAAAUUGUCAGUAUUUUCUUAUUAGUACUACAUGAUGUAAAUUUGUUUCACAUAAUGAAACUUUUAAAAGGAUAAAUACUAUAUUAAGACAUAGAUGCACAUGUAUUAUAGUCAAAUCUUGGAUGAAAUAAACUAAUAUGUAGAAAAUCA